AUGCAUGAAGAGAUCAAGAAAGUAGAAUAUAUUUUAAAACAAGAAAGCAACGAGACAAACAAUUAUCCUAAUAAACAAGAACUAGAAGUAAAUAAAAUGAGUAUAGAAACAACAAACAUAGAGGAAUCGCCUAGAAUAGAGCUUAUAGAAAUAGAAAUGACCUCAGUUAAAACUCAAGGUGAAACAAAAGCAAUAACUACAACUAGAAACAUAGCAAAGAAAAUAAGAAAAAGAGAAGAGCAAGCAAGACUUAAAUUAGAAAAGCAAGCAAGAUCAGAACUAGAAGAUAUAUAUAUAUGCAGAA
Messenger RNA from Scutellospora calospora, 304 nucleotides. The record is from the annotation of a GenBank genome assembly. NCBI's taxonomy places the organism in Eukaryota, Fungi, Glomeromycota, Glomeromycetes, Diversisporales, Gigasporaceae.